Exaiptasia diaphana is the source of this 3543-nucleotide messenger RNA. Its product is annotated as importin-7. Gene Ontology annotation, cellular component: nuclear envelope; cytosol. The record is from RefSeq and is a predicted model, not a curated record. NCBI's taxonomy places the organism in Eukaryota, Metazoa, Cnidaria, Anthozoa, Actiniaria, Aiptasiidae. Gene Ontology annotation, molecular function: small GTPase binding. Gene Ontology annotation, biological process: protein import into nucleus.
CUUUUUCCAUCCCAUCGAAAUUUACACGAGAUGAAGAAUCGAUAAUCGGACACAAUUUGUAUUCAGAUUAACUUAAUAAUGGACAUUCAUCAAUUAGCGACAGUGUUUUCCUCAACUUUCGACCCAAAUCUGCGCCAGGAUGCCGAGAAACGCUUGGAAGAAUUAAAGUUUCAUCCAGGRUUUGUAACCAUGCUCCUUCAUCUAAUAAUGUCCAAUGACAUCCAACUUCCUGUAAGACAAGCCGCCUGUAUCUACCUAAAAAACAUGGUUAUUCAGUACUGGAAAGACAGGGAUCCCAAUGACUUUCCUGAUGGCGACAUCCCAUUCGUUGUACCUGAACAAGACAAGGCCUUCAUGAGAGAACAUGUCAUACAAGCAGUGAUCAAUGCACCUGACUUGAUUCGGGUCCAGCUAACAGUAUGUGUUGGUCAGAUGUUAAGGCAUGAUUUUCCACAAAAAUGGCCGUCUAUUAUAGACAAAGUGAACAUGUUUUUGACCAGUGGUAACCAGGCUGCAUGGAUGGGGGCAUUGCUGUCACUUUAUCAAGUUGUCAAGAAAUACGAAUUUAAGAAAGUAGAAGAACGACCGCCAAUCAUCAACAUCAUGGGSACCAUGUUACCAAUACUUUACAACCACUGCGUCACUGUUAUWAAUGAUGAAUCUGCUCAUGCUGUGUCCAUACAGAAGCAAAUUUUGAAGAUAUUUUAUUCUUUAAUCCAGUGUAAUAUGCCACUGGCCAUCAUCAAUGAGGAAAAUUUCCCCAAAUGGAUGCAGAUUUUCCAAACCAUUGUUGACAGACCAGUCCCUGCAAUAUAUUUGAGGAUUUUGUGUCUCCUGUUGUUGCUGCAUCAACGCUUCUUCACACUGCUGUUUCGAAGAGAAAACAAGCUUGCUGGAUGCUUCAUGUUUUUGGCGACAUUGAAUUCAAGAAUGAUAAUAACUUAGCCAAGGCUGUGGAUUCUGCAAGGCUGUGUUUGAUAGAAGAUAAAGAGGUGCCUGUGAAGGUCGAGGCUGCUAUAGCACUACAGUUUCUUAUCACAGGACAGGAAAGAGCAAAAGACCACAUAGAGCCACAUGUACGAGGUGUGAUAGUUGCUCGAAAAGGCAUUCAAAUAUUCCAUCCAUUGUCCGUAUAUAUUAGAAUUGCUGAAAAUCAUCAUGUUACCGUGAAACGCCAUCGCUACAGCACGAAAAGGCANGACGUCUUCUCGAUAAUCAAUACAUGUACUUGCUUUGAAAUCUCACCACAAAUGUGGUCUCUAUAUUUCUUGGUCUAUGAAGCCUUUGAAAGAGAUGCUUUUGACUUUUUUGCUGAAAUGAUGCCGGUGCUUCACAACUUUAUCACAGUGGAUACCCCAGCAUUCCUUUCGAACCCUAAACAUGUGGAAAUUAUUUAUAAAAUGUCGAAAAAGAUGUUAACCGAAGACCCUGGGGAAGACGACCAGGUUAAUGCAGCUAAACUUCURGAAGUUACAAUACUGCAAUGCAGAGGAGAGAUAGAUCAGUGGAUUCCGUUUUUUGUGGAAGCUGCCCUUGAAAGGUUAACGAGGGAAGUCAAAGGGAGCGAACUCAGAACAAUGUGCUUGCAAGUGGCAAUAGCUGCACUGUACUACAAUUCACCACUGCUUCUCAGCAUUCUAGAAAAGCUUCAGUUCCCAAAUACACAAGAGACUGUAACUGCRCAGUUCUUCUCCCAAUGGAUCCACGAUGCUGAUUGCUUCUUAGGCCUUCAUGAUCGCAAGAUGUACGUACUUGGAUUCUGUUCGCUAUUUGACACAACCAAGGAGGAUUUGCCGCAAGCGAUAAUCAUGCAAAUAGCGCCUCGAAUCGUGCCUUCACUUCUCUUGGUAUUUGAUGGAAUCAAACGAGCUUAUGAAUACAGACAAGAGGAUGAAGAAGACAGUGACGAUGAAGACGAAGACCUUGAAGGCGAAGACGAACUAGAAAGUGAUGAAGAUGAAAUCAAUGAAGAUGAUGUUGAAUAUAUUGAAAAUCUUGCAAAAAAGGCUUCAGAUCACCUUGAUGAAGAUGACGAUGAAGACGAAGAAGAGACACCGUUAGAGUGCUAUACAACUCCAGUUGACGCUGAAAGCAUGGACGAAUAUAUUGCUUUUAAAUCGACCCUCAUGGCUUUACAAACGCGUGAUCCACAUUGGUAUUCCGCCAUGAUGACACCACUGACCACAGAACAAAAAUCAGAAUUACAGCAAGUGUUUAAUCAAGCUGAUCAGAGAAGUGCAGCCGCUGAAUCCAAGCGCAUCAAAGCACAGGGAGGAUACAACUUUGCCAACGUGACAGUACCUUCGUCCUUCAACUUCGGAUCAAAAAACAGUUGAAAACAUGUCAAUCUCUGCCGAACACUAGAAUUGCUGACUACCUGUAACGUGCUCCAGGAAAGCAAAGCUUUUACAGUGCCGAAUUACCACAKUGAACUGGUCACAUCAUUGGACUUUUAUCAAAUUAAAAGMUAAAUUGCUAUUUAAAGAACAAUCAGUCACGCAAUCCAUUCUUUUAUUGCUGYUGCAUUCCYAAGAAACCUUUUCAUCGGGCUUUCUAUUUAUAUGAGAAUUUGGUCACGCAAUCUGAUCUUUUGUUAAGGUACCACAACAGCUUACGACGAAACUACUUGGCCAGUAGAGCAGAAUUGCUUUCUUUUUUAAUUCUUUUAGUCACGAAAUCCAGUCUAAGAUACAGUAUCGUGACGGAAAGUGUCUUGGAAAUAGAGUACUAAAGUGAUGACGUCACAAAACGAAAAUGUUCGGGUUUUGACAUUUGCCCUCCAUAUUCUGAAAAUGCAUCAUUUUUAAUGCAUCCUUGCUAAACAUGAGURUCUUAGUGUCAUUUAUAGCGGAGAUAUAGUGAUUUUAUGGUCGGGUGACCACAAACGCUUGUAAAUUUGGUCUUGUUCAUAACGAAAGGAACAAGAACAAAUUUAAAAGCGUUUGUAUGUGGUCAUCCGACCAUAAAAUCGCUUGGAUCUCCGCUAUAAAUGGCACUAGGACACUGAAAUUUGAUAGAUAGCUUCUUUUUUCCAUGCGCUUUAAGGAUAUGUCAAAGAGGACAAGCCUCUACUUGUAGGAUAUGCAAAUGUUUAAGGGUACUCAUUUGAUGGGAUGAUUUCUUUUGCUUCAAGGCCCUCCCACACUGCAGCUUAACUGUAUUUCGAAUGAAUUUUUGUCAGCACGAGCUCCGAAAAACAUUCAGUUAACACUAUAAAUGCUAUUUACAUAAAAAGCGUCGAAAAUAAAAGGUAUUGAGUGAACAACAAUGUCACCAAAAUGAUGUUAUUGAACUCAAGCGAUAAUGUCAGGAGAAAUUACCCGAAGAAACAGCCACUUCUGAUAAUUUUCGCAAGAAUCAUUUCCAAUCUGCAAACGGUCUCGGCACAUAACAGAAAAUGCCAAUUUUAGAKAGCUCAAGCCAGGAGCCCACUUUUAUUCCUUAUAAACCGAGAAACAUCAGAAUUGGAAAACACUUUUCUACAUUAACAUAAAGAUAACAUGGCGUAUGUAGAACGCAUGAAAAAUAAAAGUGAACUUGAAU